UGGGCAGAGAUAUCGUAUUUUAAAUUGAAUGUUCAGAUAUUAAAACCUCAAAAGUUAUAUAUGGCUCUUAUAUUUAUAAAAUAAUUUAUUAAUUGUAAAUAUUAUAAAGACUGACUAGUUAAGUUAGUGAUAAUGGCAACUGCUCCGGCAGCCGAUCCUGAUUUGGAAACAAAGGUUAAAAAAGCAACUGAAAGAAUUUCUGAAAAUAUGCACAUCGUAGCUAAUGAGCCAUCUCUAGCAUUUUACCGAUUGCAAGAACAUGUUCGAAAAGCAUUACCGCCCAUGGUGGAAAAAAGAGUUGAAGUAACAAAGUUACAUCAAGAACUUCAAGGAAGAUGUUAUGAUGUUGAAUAUGCUGUUGGGGCUGUGAAAUCCAUAGAAAAUGCAGAUGGCUGUUUUCAGAAUAUACAAGACCUCUUAAAAAAUGCAAUAUUUUUAAAACAACAACUAAAAUAUGAAGAAUCACGUAGAAGUAAACGUGAUGGCAGUUCAGUGUACAAACGUCUCUCUGCACAUAUAACAAUGGAUUUGUCUGAUAUUUCUGGCGCUGUCAGAGAAACAACACAUCAGUUAGAAAAUAUGAUAGGAAAUAUGCAAACACGAAACUCAAAUAAUUCUAAUGGUACAGAAUUACAAAGAUCCCAUACUACUUUACAUUGACAAUAAUUUAUUUAAAAUCGGCUAAUGUAAAUAUUUGUAUGCAGGUGAAAAUAACUGAGUGAUUUUUGUAAUAUAUGUGUAGUUCAUAAAAAAAUUGUGUUAUAAUUUUA
Ctenocephalides felis (cat flea) is the source of this 770-nucleotide messenger RNA. RefSeq names its product BLOC-1-related complex subunit 8 homolog. The transcript has 3 exons. Lineage: Eukaryota; Metazoa; Arthropoda; Insecta; Siphonaptera; Pulicidae. Gene Ontology annotation, cellular component: BORC complex. Bases 133 to 660 code for a protein of 175 amino acids. The record is from RefSeq and is a predicted model, not a curated record.